CCAUGGCGCGGGUGCUGAUCGUGGGCGCCGGGCUGACGGGAAGCCUGUGCGCCGCGCUGCUGAGGAGGGAGGCGGCCGGUCCUUUGCGCCUCGCCGUGUGGGACCAGGCCGCGGACUCAGGAGGAAGAAUGACCACAGCCCGUAAUCCCCAUAAUCCACAGAGCACGGUUGACUUGGGUGCUCAGUACGUCACCUGCUCCUCGCAUUAUGCCAAAAAACACCAAAGUUUUUAUGAUGAACUAUUAGCACGUGGUAUUCUGAAACCUCUGACCUCUCCUAUUGAGGGAAUGGUGAUUAAAGAUGGAGAUCGUAACUUUGUGGCCCCUCAAGGAGUUUCUUCGAUUGUUAAGCAUUACUUGAAAGAAUCAGGUGCUGAAAUCUACUUCAGAUAUUGUGUGACCCAGAUCAACCUCAGAAAUGGCAAAUGGGAAGUCUCCAAAGAAUCAGGCCCUUCUGAGCUGUUUGAUGCUGUUGUCCUCACAAUGCCAGUUCCUCAGAUUUUACAGCUACAAGGUGACAUCGCAAACUUAAUUAGUGAAUGUCAAAGGCAACAACUGGAGUCUGUGAGCUACUCCUCCCGCUACGCUCUGGGUCUCUUUUAUGAAACUGGCACGAAGAUUGAUGUUCCUUGGGCCGGGCAGUACAUCACCAGUAAUCCCUGCAUACGCUUCAUCUCCAUUGAUAAUAAGAAACGCGGUAUAGAGGCAUCAAACAUCGGACCUUCUCUUAUGAUACAUACUACCGUCCCAUUUGGAGUUCAGCAUUUGGAUCACAGCAUUGAGCAUGCGCAGGAGUUAAUCCUCCAGCAGCUGCAAAAUAUUUUGCCAGGUUUGCCUCAGCCAAUUGCUAUCAAGUGCCAGAAAUGGAGACACUCACAGGUUACAAAUGCAGUUGCCAACUGUCCUGGACAAAUGAUUCUUCGCCUGAAACCUUUCCUCGUGUGUGGAGGGGAUGGAUUUACUCAGUCCAACUUUGAUGGCUGCAUCACGUCUGCCCUCUGUGUUCUGGAGACUUUUAAGAUGCAUUUUUAGUUCCUGUAUCCUUAUUCCCAACAUGUACUUGGGUAAUUUUUGUUCACAAUUUUCUGGUAUCAAGUAUUUUGUUUUCUGUUUCAUUUAGAGAGACUAUUAGGAAAUUGUUCUUCACUUACUGUCACUUUUCAUAUAGAGUGUAAAAAUCAAUGUUAUAAUUUUGACAGUUACAGCCUAUGCGAGAAUGAAGGUUCCUUGUACUUUAUACCUUUUGUCACUUUUCCGAAUCUACCCGACUCCUUGUUGUGGAAAAGGAAUGCUUCAGAAUAACAAGAACCCUUUCCCCGAGUUAUUUCAGACCAGGGAGGCUAUUCAUGCACUCAAGUCUUUAUUAUGGGUUUAAAGCUUCAGUUCCAAAUAAUGAAUCCUCGUUACCAAAUUUUAAGUCUUACUUUAAAAUUUAAAGUAUAGGUUGAAAUUCAAGGUAGGUUGAAUUCAACCUACCUGUAGGUUGGGGUUUUUUGUUAUUGUUAUUGUUGUUUGAUUGCCAAAUUACAGUAUUUCCCCAAACUGCAAAAGGCAGGCUGUAGUUUUUAUUUCUCUCAAGCAAUGAAAUGAUUCUGAGCAGUAGGUCAUAUGUGGUGUCAUCUGGAAAAUGGCAAUUUGGAGGGCAACUUGACAGAUCUCUUUUAAAAUUUUCAGAAAGCAACCAAUUGCUCUUGACUUUCCAAGUCACACAAUACUUCUUAUUCCAAUCUCAAUAUGAAAGUUAAAUAUUAUAGAGACAGAAAAUAUAUUGAUCUUUACCUUUUAAUCUCUCCUCUGGCUGUUACUGUUACCUUUAUGUGCUCUCCAGUAUGUGCUGUGGCAUUUCAAGCCUGUCAUUUUAAAUAAAUUCAAUACCAAAAAAAGUUGCUGAACCAGAAAAUAGAUGCACUUAAAAUAGUUCAAUAUUUGCCAACUUAGUGGCUCAGCAUAUCACCCAUCUGCUUCAGUGACAACCUUGUGACUUGCUGGCAGUAAGAAAAGUGAUCCCCAACCUUCCAAACAAGUGACCUGUUGCUAAUUUAAAAAAGUAGAAUGGUGAGUUCUAUUUUAUUAUUUUUAAAGGGAAAAAGUAUUUGCAUCUUCUCAAAGAAAGAAAAGUUCAAGAAAAGAUUUAUUAUAUUGGUAGUAUUUAAUGUGCCAUACUUUCAUACCUACUAUCAAACAUACAAACACACAAGCAUGGGUAGAACUUCUUUAUGCCUUUACAAAGUAGGCUUUGUCAUCCUACUGAAUGUUAUUAUAUAUGUGUAUACAUAGGUAUAUUUUUCAACACUCACUUGACAGUAAACUGAAAUGCUCACAGAUGGUUAAUCUUCCUUAAUUUUUA
Sorex fumeus (smoky shrew) is the source of this 2346-nucleotide messenger RNA. RefSeq names its product renalase, FAD dependent amine oxidase (gene RNLS). NCBI's taxonomy places the organism in Eukaryota, Metazoa, Chordata, Mammalia, Eulipotyphla, Soricidae. The coding region runs from base 3 to 1031 and encodes 342 amino acids. Gene Ontology annotation, cellular component: extracellular region. Gene Ontology annotation, molecular function: oxidoreductase activity, acting on NAD(P)H. The record is from RefSeq and is a predicted model, not a curated record. The transcript has 7 exons.